This is a messenger RNA of Theobroma umbraticum, 1146 nucleotides long. The record is from RefSeq and is a predicted model, not a curated record. Lineage: Eukaryota; Viridiplantae; Streptophyta; Magnoliopsida; Malvales; Malvaceae.
GAGAAAUGCAGCUUGUGGUGGCCUUGUUCAUCCGGAGAGCAAUGCCUUUGGCCAUAGCUUCAGGUUUAACGCUCAGUUUCAAUUUGAUAGCUAGUACAUUUUCCGUUUAUACAAUCUCCGGAUGACUUAUGGAGAAAUGCCUGUCUCAAUCGUUCCUAGGGACUAUGAGAAGGAAAGCUUGAGAAGAGAGAUCGUCCUGGAAAUUUACAGAAAGAAUCACAUCAAUCCAACCUAUGAAUUUGCUAAGAAGAAGAAAGAGGAGUACGAGAAACUUGACAAGGCAGUGAUGAGCAUCUGGGAAUGCUGCGAGCUACUCAACGAAUUCGUUGACGAGAGUGACCCCGAUCUCGACGAGCCUCAACUCGAGCACCUCCUCCAGAGUGCCGAGGCCAUCCAGAAGGACUACCCUGACGACGACUGGCUCCAUCUCACAGCCCUCAUCGACGAUUUGGGGAAAGUUCUGCUGCAUCCCUCAUUCGGUGCUCAGCCACAAUGGGCUGUCGUUGGUGACACGUUUCCUCUCGGAUAUGCUCUUGACGAGGCCAUUGUGCACCACCAUUUUUUCAAGGAAAAUCCGGACUAUCAGAACCCAGCACUCAACACAGAGUUGGGCGUCUACACGGAGAACUCUGGGCCUGAUAAUGUUACUAUGUCAUGGGGCCAUGAUGAAUAUAUGUAUCUGGUUGCCAAGGGUAACAACGCCACUCUCCCACCAGCUGGUCUCUUUAUCAUCAGGUUCCAUUCCUUCUAUGCCCUACACCGAUCUGGAUCUUAUACUUACCUGAUGAAUGAUGAGGACAAGGAGAUGAUGACGUGGCUCGAAGUCAAAUAUGACCUGUAUAGCAAAAGCAAGGAGCCAUACUAUCCCUACCUCAUCCAGAAGCACUUCCCUGAGAAACUCAAGCCGUGAAAGAAAAGGCCAAGGAAAUAAAGCUCUGUAGCAAUUCCAGUAUCUGUGCAUAGAGUGGUUUUUCAUGCCAUCAUUUGCAUCUUUACAUCGUCUAGUUUAAUGAAAGUAUGCGCUCUUGUUUGUCCUUGUUGUAAGUGUGGAAUAACAUGUAAUCCUUAUCCAGGCAUAGCCUGAUCGAGUUAUGUAACCCUCCCUUUGUUACUUUUAUGAAAAACCUUUAAAUCCUUAAUUGAGUA